AUGCAGGCCGCGGUCGCGUCGGUUGGCGCUCGCCUGCUCGCCGAGAUCGAUGAGGCGAGUCUGGACGAGAUCCUCGCCUCUCUCCGCACAGGCUUUGCGACAACAACCCCCGGCCGCAACUACGCUGGCGAAGAUAGUCACACAAACAAUGCUGUGCCGACUCGCUCAAGCAGCAAUCGGCUCAAGCAUUUCCCAAUUCCCGGACUCAAUGACCUCGUCCAGCGCCAUUUCCGCGCCACGCAGUCUGCGCCGCUGGCCAUCACGGGCCGCUACCGCGAGCUCCUCUACGUCCUGGUUGCGACUCUGAUCACCUCACCCCAUGACAAGGCAGUUGCUAUCGUCGACUUUGACGGCCGGUUUGACCCUGAGCGUCUCCUCGCCACUGCCCCAGCUGGCGAAUUUCCGCAUGUGAGGCCGGCAGUCGAACCCGGUGACCUGGAUCAUGUCCACAUCCUGCGUGCUACUCGCGGAGGCGUCGCACAUAUCGCCAACUGCCUCGCGUCAAUGGAGCAGUACAUGCUUUACCGGCCACACCGAAGUCGCGCCCGUGAGUGGUGGGGCACGGUAGUCAUUGGUGGUGGGCUGAACCCAGCCAGCACCGCCGCCGCCGCCGCCUCUGCCCAGAUGGCUGUCACGGCCGACUGGAAGGGCUGGCUGCGUGUCGACAGGGCCGAGACGCAGUCGUUCGGGGACAUGCCCGUUGACGAGGCGCUGGCCGACAGAGACGAGCGUCAGAACGCCGUCGACGAUGCCGGGUGGGUUGCCACCUCGCCAUGGGGCGCCUUUAGCUUUGGCACGCGAGGGCGCCCCUGA
Lasiosphaeria miniovina is the source of this 813-nucleotide messenger RNA. RefSeq lists its product as uncharacterized. The coding region runs from base 1 to 813 and encodes 270 amino acids. The record is from RefSeq and is a predicted model, not a curated record. Lineage: Eukaryota; Fungi; Ascomycota; Sordariomycetes; Sordariales; Lasiosphaeriaceae. The transcript has 2 exons.